ACGGCUCUUAACUUUGGAAUCGCGUCGUUUUGUCGUGUUUGUGUCGUGCAUAUUUUUUGCAUUUUUAAGAGGAAAAAAUUAUUAUAAAACGUUUAAAAAUAAAUAAAAAGAAUUUGUGAAACUAGAGUGUAUGAAAAAAGUUGUGUUACCAUUGGAAAUAUAUGAAAAAACAGCAGAAAAUCGAGUAAAUAAAAACCGACGACGAAGCCUUUGUGGCGGUGUAUUGAAUUUGUGUAGAAUAGUGUAAUUUGCAAUAUUUGUGGGCUAAGAAAGUAAAAAAUUGCAUUACAAAAUGACUUCGCCAUCCCCGGCGAAUAGUCCAAUGCCACCACCACAGGCACCAAGUCCAAUGGGACCACCCUCACAAAGUCCGGCUCCCUCACCUUCGCCACACAGUCCGUAUCCACACCCUGGUCAACAGGGUCCCGGUGGGCCACCUGGUCCUCCACAAGGACCCAAUGGACCUCCUCAGGGACCACCUCAUGGUCCACCGCAAGGACCGCCACAUGGCCCACCACAUAUGCAGGGUCCACCUCCAGGACCGGGACAACAUGGCCCACCACCACCGGGUCACCCAGGUGCACCAUACGGCCACCCCAUGCAACAUGGUCCUCCACACGGACCACCACAUGGAGCUCCCCAACAUGGUCCAAUGUCAACACAACAACAUGGUGUUGUUACCCAACAUGGUCCACCACCUCCAGGCCAACAUGGACCUCCCGGAGGUCAAGGUGGUCCACCACAAGGCCCACCCAUGAAUCAUGGACCCCACGGCGUGCCACCACAUGGAGUGCCCCAACAACAGCCAGGUGGACAAGGUGCACCACCACAUCUCAAUGGUCCUCCGGGACAGGGACCACCUGGUCCACAGGGGCAUCAUAUGCCACCUCAUCAUCAACCAAUGGGCCCUCAUAUGGGUAUGCAAAUGCCUCCUCAAGGUCCCAAUAUGCCGCCAAUGGGUUUUCAACAUGGAAUGCCACCUAAUGGUCCCCCAACCGGCCCUCCGGGUCAGGGUCCACCUCCCGAACGUGCGGGACAAGAAAAUCUUCAUGCUCUACAGCGAGCCAUCGACACGAUGGAAGAAAAAGGCCUACAAGAAGAUCCACGCUACAAUCAACUCUUGGCCAUUAGAGCCACAUCCAAACACCAACAUUUGACUAGCAAUCAGAUAAAUAUGUUGCGAACACAAAUUACGGCCUAUCGUCUGUUGGCGCGCAACAAACCGAUAUCAUUGCAAAUGCAACAGGCAUUCCAGCAGGCGGCCCAGCAGCAGGCAGCCGCUGUAGCUGCUGCCCAACAGCAGCAACAACAACAGCAGCAGCAGCAACAACAACAACAGCAGCAGCAACAGCAACCUCCAAAUACAAUACCAGGACAUCCAGGGGUACCGGGUCCGGCCCCUUUGCCUCCCGUACCACCACAACAACAGCAACCCGGUCAGGCAGGUACACCACCCCAAUGCUCUACACCACCGGCCUCACCAUAUGGCCAACCGCCACCAAAUGCGGGCAAAAUGCAACCGCCACCUCAUGUCCAACAACAGCAGCAGCAGCAAAUGCCACCUGGUAUGGGCGGGGCACAGCCACAACCGCCAAAUGUCCAAGAUAUGCAUCAAAUGCCCAAUGGUGGUAAACCUCCAGUUGGUGGUCCUCCCUUAAUGGGUGGUGGUGGCCAACCGCCCAUAUCAUCACCCAUGCCCGCAACAAUGGCUGCCCAGGGCAUACGACCCCCAGGACCCGGUGUUGUGGGUAUGCCGCCUCAGGGUGUACCCAAACAUGGUGCUCCACCACCGCAACAACCAAUGCCCAAACCUAAUCGCAUUACCACGGUAGCCAAGCCACAGGGCUUAGAUCCCAUUGUCCUGCUACAGGAAAGGGAGAAUCGCAUUGCUUCUCGUAUUGCCCUUCGGAUGCAGGAACUGCAACGCCUGCCCGCCACAAUGCCCGAAGAUUUGCGGCUUCAGGCUGCCAUUGAGUUGAGGGCCUUGCGGGUACUAAAUUUCCAACGACAACUGCGCACCGAAAUUGUCCAGUGCACCAGACGUGACACCACCCUCGAAACGGCCGUUAAUAUCAAGGCAUAUAAGCGCACCAAACGCCAAGGUCUACGCGAAGCCCGUGCCACCGAAAAAUUGGAGAAACAACAAAAACUCGAGGCUGAACGUAAGCGGCGACAGAAGCACCAAGAAUUCUUGGCCGCAGUUCUCCAACAUGGCAAAGAUUUUAAGGAGUAUCAUCGCAACAACAAGGCUCAACUGGCCAGAAUAAACAAGGCCAUCAUGAAUUAUCAUGCCAACGCUGAAAGGGAACAAAAGAAGGAACAGGAACGUAUCGAAAAGGAACGUAUGCGUCGCCUUAUGGCCGAGGAUGAGGAGGGUUAUCGUAAACUUAUCGAUCAAAAGAAAGACAAACGUUUGGCCUUCCUACUCUCCCAGACCGAUGAGUAUAUCUGCAAUCUGACCCAGAUGGUGAAGCAGCACAAAGACGAUCAAAUGCGCAAAAAGGAGGAGGAACAUAAACGCCUACUGCAGUACAAGAAAGAGCUGUUGAUGAGCGGUGAAUACAUGUCCAUUGAUGAUACCUGUAUUGCGGCGGAUCUCCAUGUUACCGUGGUGGAAACUGCCACGGGCAAGAAGCUGACCGGAGAAGAAGGACCUUUGCUAAAGAAUUUGGCCAGAUGGUUGGAACAAAAUCCCGGUUGGGACUGGGCCGAAGAUGACGAGGAAGUCAAGGAAGAAGAGAAAUCCAAGGAAGAAGCCAAUGCCAAGGAGCAAACCAAUGCUGAUGGUUCGAAGAAGACCGGUCCAGAAACUGAAGAUGAUAAUCGCAGCGAAGAAGAGGUCAAGGCUUUGAUACAAAAGGUCAAGGUAGAAGAUGACGAAUAUCGUACGGAGGAGCAAACCUACUACAGUAUUGCCCAUACCAUCCAUGAAAAGGUCACCGAACAGGCCAGCAUCUUGGUCAAUGGCAAAUUGAAGGAGUAUCAAAUCAAGGGUUUGGAAUGGUUGGUUUCGUUGUACAACAACAACUUGAAUGGUAUUCUGGCCGAUGAAAUGGGUCUGGGCAAGACCAUUCAGACCAUUUCGUUGGUCACAUAUCUCAUGGACCGUAAAAAGGUAAUGGGUCCAUAUUUGAUUAUUGUACCCCUGUCCACCUUGCCCAAUUGGGUGUUGGAAUUCGAGAAAUGGGCUCCCUCGGUGGGUGUGGUAAGCUACAAGGGAUCACCGCAUGGUCGUCGCCUCUUGCAAAAUCAAAUGAGGGCCACCAAGUUUAAUGUCCUGCUCACCACCUAUGAGUACGUCAUCAAAGAUAAGGCCGUCCUGGCCAAGAUCCAAUGGAAGUACAUGAUCAUUGAUGAGGGUCAUCGCAUGAAAAAUCACCACUGCAAACUGACCCAGGUGUUGAAUACCCACUACAUAGCCCCCUACCGUUUGUUGUUGACCGGUACACCACUGCAGAAUAAAUUGCCCGAGUUGUGGGCUCUUUUGAAUUUCUUGCUACCUUCGAUUUUCAAGUCUUGUUCCACCUUUGAGCAAUGGUUCAAUGCUCCAUUUGCCACGACGGGCGAAAAGGUGGAGCUGAAUGAGGAAGAAACUAUUUUGAUUAUUCGCCGUUUGCACAAAGUGCUGCGUCCUUUCCUGCUGAGACGUCUCAAGAAGGAGGUCGAACAUCAAUUGCCCGACAAGGUGGAAUACAUUAUCAAGUGUGACAUGUCUGGCCUACAGAGGGUGCUCUAUAAACAUAUGCAAAGUAAGGGUGUCUUGUUGACGGAUGGCUCGGAGAAGGGUAAACAGGGUAAGGGUGGUGCCAAGGCCCUUAUGAACACCAUUGUCCAGCUGCGUAAGCUUUGCAACCAUCCCUUCAUGUUCCAACACAUUGAGGAGAAAUUCUGUGAUCACACUGGAGUCCAUGGCAUGGUUUCCGGUCCGGAUUUAUAUCGUGUUUCGGGUAAAUUUGAGUUAUUGGAUCGUAUUCUGCCCAAGUUAAAGGCCACAGGACAUCGUGUCUUGCUCUUCUGUCAAAUGACCCAGUGCAUGACCAUUAUCGAGGAUUAUCUCAGCUGGCGGCAAUUUGGCUAUCUUCGGUUGGAUGGUACCACCAAGGCCGAAGAUCGUGGAGAGCUGUUGCGUAAAUUCAAUGCCAAGGAUUCGGAUUAUUUCGUCUUUCUGCUCUCCACUCGUGCCGGUGGUUUGGGUUUGAAUUUGCAGACCGCCGAUACUGUGGUGAUAUUCGAUUCCGAUUGGAAUCCUCAUCAAGAUCUGCAGGCCCAGGAUCGUGCCCAUCGUAUCGGUCAGCGUAAUGAGGUGCGGGUGCUGCGUCUUAUGACUGUGAAUUCGGUGGAGGAACGUAUUUUGGCGGCGGCCCGUUACAAAUUGAAUAUGGACGAGAAGGUCAUUCAGGCCGGUAUGUUUGAUCAGAAAUCAACGGGAAGUGAACGUCAGCAGUUCCUGCAAACCAUCCUCCAUGCGGACGAUGCCGAUGAGGAGGAAGAAAACGAGGUGCCCGAUGAUGAGAUGAUCAAUAUGAUGAUUGGUCGUUCGGAAGAAGAAAUAGAGCUGUUCAAGAAAAUGGAUGUGGAACGGAAGCAGGAAGAUGAACGUUUGCAUCCAGGCCGUGAGCGCUUGAUCGAUGAAUCGGAAUUGCCCGAUUGGUUGACAAAAGAUGAUGAUGAGGUGGAACGUUGGCAUACCUAUGAUGAGGAUACCAUUUUGGGUCGUGGCUCUCGCCAACGCAAGGAGGUGGACUACACCGAUAGCUUGACCGAAAAGGAGCUGCUACGAGCCAUAGAUGAUGGUGUGGAAUUCGAUGAGGAGGACGAAGAGGAGGAGGCCAAACGCAAGCGGCGUAAACGCAAAAAUCGCAAAGAUGAUUCGGAUGACGACUCGGUUGUUGGUCAAACCAUUAAACGUCGGCGCCGCCAGAACAUUGACAAGAAGAUGAAGAAGCAAAUGAACAAAAUUAUGUCGGCUGUCAUUAAGUACACCCACGAUGAUGGCCGCAUCUUGUCCGAACCGUUUAUGAAAUUACCCUCCCGGCAGCGAUUGCCCGACUACUAUGAUAUAAUCAAACGGCCGGUGGAUAUUAAGAAAAUCUUGCAACGCAUUGAGGACUGCAAAUAUGCGGAUUUGGAUGAUUUGCAAAAAGAUUUUUCGCAAUUGUGUCAAAAUGCCCAAAUCUAUAAUGAGGAGAAUUCGUUGAUCUACUUGGACUCCAUAGAAUUGGAAAAGGUAUUCGUGAAUGCCAGGCAGCGUAUUUCAGCGGCUGCUGCUGCCCAGGCCUCGGCCUCAGCUGGGGAAAGUGGUGGAGGUGGCGGUGGUGCUGGUUCGGAUAAUUCCGAAAAUGAGGAAGAGGAAACGCAGGAUAAUUCAGAUGAUGAGGAAAUUGCCACCACAUCGGCGGCGGCUGUUAAAAUGAAACUGAAACUCAACAAAUCGGUUACCAGUACACCCUCAACGCCAACACCAUCAUCGGCAGCGUCGGCAGCACCGGUCAGUGCUUCGACGAGCAAAAAACAAACCAGACGUAAAAGAUCGCAAAAGAAGUACACCAUAUCCGAUGAUGAUGACGAUGAUAUGGAUUAGCUACCACUGGGAGUGGUAUUCUCGUUGCAACAGCAGCAGCAGCAAAUGCAGUAAACGGGGGAAACUACGGUUUGGAAUCAUGGGAAUUCUAAGGAUUCCUAUUCCCUUUCAAUCUAGCCCUCCCUCUCUAUUAUUGGUUUAAGAGUCUCAGCAUAUAAAGAACCUUCUAAAGUAUAAAUAGGUAUAAUAUUCUUAACUAUUCCUUUCAUAAAUUUAAAAGCAAAAAAUCAAUUUGUACUCAAUUUAUUAGGAUAUUAUUGCCCCCCAAUCCCCUUCCCCGCUUUCCUAUAUCCACACAUUUUUUUUGAAAAAGCUGCUUUUAAAUCGUUUUACGAAUGGAUUUCAAAAAGGAUUUACAAUGUCAAGUUAUUUUUAAUAUUUAUCCUCCCCCAUAUUUUCUCUCUUUAAUAUUAUUUUUUUAUGUGUAAUCACGAGUAAAACAAAUAUGCCCACGUAUACUAAACCUAAUUACGAUUCAAAACAUUUAUACAUUAAUCCAGUUCAAUCAGAAUUUCAAACUCAAGUUAAAUAUUCAAAAUUAAAGAAAAUUAUCCAAUAAAUAAA
Musca domestica (house fly) is the source of this 6145-nucleotide messenger RNA. It is a transcript of the gene brm, whose product is annotated as ATP-dependent helicase brm. Bases 293 to 5581 code for a protein of 1762 amino acids. Gene Ontology annotation, molecular function: transcription factor binding; ATP binding; histone binding. The record is from RefSeq and is a predicted model, not a curated record. Gene Ontology annotation, biological process: positive regulation of transcription by RNA polymerase II. Gene Ontology annotation, cellular component: nucleus. The transcript has 5 exons. NCBI's taxonomy places the organism in Eukaryota, Metazoa, Arthropoda, Insecta, Diptera, Muscidae.